Rhincodon typus (whale shark) is the source of this 1356-nucleotide messenger RNA. RefSeq names its product leucine rich repeat containing 75Bb (gene lrrc75bb). The record is from RefSeq and is a predicted model, not a curated record. Lineage: Eukaryota; Metazoa; Chordata; Chondrichthyes; Orectolobiformes; Rhincodontidae. The transcript has 5 exons. The coding region runs from base 1 to 1356 and encodes 451 amino acids.
AUGGAAAAAUUUGUGAAGGAAAGCACCUCUGACCACAAGUCCAUCAGGAGGAAGUGGUCAGCAAGUAGCGACCUCGAGACCCUUCGGGAAAAGGAGAGGGCAGAUCUUGUCGAGUGGUUCCCUGUGCAGACUGCCAAAGUCAUUCGGCAGAAUGCCUCCUCACCAGAGCUCUCCAACAAGCACCAGGACAUUGCUCAGCUGGUGGUGAGAACCUGUGAGAUCCUUCAUGCUGGGCUUAUCCUGCGUUUUUCCAACGCCGUCGCCAGUGGGAAAAUGGGCUCGAAAUUAACGCGAGGAGGAGGAAGAAGCGGUGCUGGCGGCGGUCUGGGUCCGCAGGACGAGCGCCCCAGGUCGGCAUCGCUGCAGGAAUUCCGCUCGGAGCUGCCUGCGGGCACAGGGCGGCGGGCGGAGCUGGCGGUCGCCUCGCUCAUCCUUAAACCCGAGAGGCUGCUCCCUCAGAAAGCGGCGCCGGCUCCGUACGUUCGCAGAGUCGGAUGGAUCAGGGAAAUCCAGGCGCUGCUCCGGGAACAGAGAGCCGAGCAGGCGGCCGGGCUGGUCAGAAUGCUCCGCAAGGAUCUGGGCCUGGAAGGUUCCUCGCUGAAUGAUGUUCUCUAUAAACACACAGCCUUCCCGAACCUGGUGGACCCUAUAUCCCACGACUUGCUAAUGAGCCUGGCCCGUGACAUCCAAUGCCCGAAGAAGGAACUGGAGCCCCUGAAAUCCUCUGAGAAGCUUUGUCGACAGCUCAUCUACCAUCUGACCCCACACUCUAAGUGGCACAGGCAGACUGUGCCCAGGCAGAAGUCACAAGCCUGUGUAAAAGCUGCAUUGCAGAAAAAUCCCACCAAUGACUCCCUGGAUCUAUCGGGAAUGCCGCUCUCUCCCAGGGACAUUCACCGUGUGGCAUACUACUUGCAGCUGAACAGAGACCAUUUGACAUCCAUCGAUUUGAGCUUUACUGAGUUGGCAGACGAUGGCCUACGGCUUCUGUUGCCCUUGCUGGCAGCACUUCCGAAACUAACCAACCUGGCGCUGAAUGGGAACCGACUGACCCGGCUCGUUGUCAAUGAAAUGACCGAGAUGAUGAAGAAGCCAAACAAGUAUCCGGCACUGUCCUGGAUUGACCUGGGGAACAACGCAGACAUCUGCUCCAUGCCCCAGCCUCUCUUGGUGGGGCUACGUCGGCGCUGCAGCCUGCAGGGGGCACUGCCCACCAUCCAGGAGUACAUAGAAGGACAGCCCAGUGACCAAGAGAUGGCGCCAGAGGAUGCGAUCACCCACUCGGAGGAGGAUGAAGAUGGUCACUGGCCCACAGUGCAGAGGGAAACUGGUCCACAGGGCUACUGCCAGAGGUGA